UAUAUUAGGGAUGGACAUCGAUCUGAUCGACCAAGGUAUUAAAAGCGAGCGGCCAUCAGCUGGCUUCCAGUGGCUACUCUGCAACUGUGCGACCAUUAUUGCUGCUGCUUUCCGAACUCCGAAGGCACCAUAUUAACAUCUGCAACAUGCCAAAAGCCUCUGCUGAUGAGAAGAUCCUCAGUUAUAACGAUGUCGUGCUCCGACAAUCAGAUCUGGGCAUUCUAAACGGUCCUCAUUUUCUCAACGACCGAAUCAUCGAGUUCUAUUUCAGUUACCUUUCUUCAUCCCAUCCUUCCGAACACAUCCUACUUGUCCCACCUUCAAUUGCUUUCUGGACGCUGAACUGUCCAGAUAUCAACAGCCUUAAAGAUUUCCUACAACCCCUAAACCUACCAUCAAAAAAACUUAUCCUCUUCCCCGUUAACAACAAUGAUGACGUCACAGAGGCUGAAGGCGGCAGUCACUGGAGCUUACUUGCAUUCGAGAAGACCACUAAUUUGUUUGUGCAUCACGACAGCUUCGGUGGUCUCAAUAAGAACCACACAAAACGCCUUUAUAAGACACUGGUUCCAUAUAUGGGUGUUUCUGAAAGUGGCUAUAUGGAAUGCAGUUGCAGCCCGCAACAAGCCAAUGGUUAUGACUGCGGUCUGUAUGUUCUAGCCAUUGCGAAGGAAAUAUGUUGCUGGUUUGAUAGAAAUGUGCACAAAAAUGAGGAUUUAUGGUUUUCUUUCGUUGAGGAACGAGUUACACCCUCCACCGUUUCAGGGCUGCGUAUCAAGAUUCUGGAGUUGAUAAGAAGUUUAAGAGGCGAGUGAUGUCGGAUAAACGAAUGUUUUAUGACAAAAAAUGGGUUGUGUUUUGGCCACGUUCCGUAUGGUUUCAAUCUUACAAAGUAAACUUCGAGACUUUCUGUAAUUUGUUGGACUUCGAGGGGCUAUUUACCGGAUGGUUACUGCUUUUUACUGGACAAGAGACGCUCAUCAGGUCGGAGAUGUUGCUAUUUAUCAAGCUUCUCUUACCGGCCCAUAAUGUUAACCGAGAUGUCGACUUGGUAAGCCAAAGGAGGAACUUUUACUUGGUGAGUGAGUGUUUAUUCAGACUGCAUUUUUACCCGGUUAAUGCUUAUCUAAUUUGGAUCGGUAAAAGAAUAAAUUUUGAAUAUAUUAUUAAUGAAAA
Molecule: messenger RNA, 1176 nt
Organism: Cynara cardunculus var. scolymus (artichoke)
Lineage: Eukaryota; Viridiplantae; Streptophyta; Magnoliopsida; Asterales; Asteraceae
Product: NEDD8-specific protease 1
Exons: 2
Coding region: 147-815 (222 amino acids)
Biological process (GO): proteolysis
Molecular function (GO): deNEDDylase activity; cysteine-type peptidase activity
Source: RefSeq, a predicted model, not a curated record